CACUUGUCAGCUGUGUGACUUAAGGCUGAUGGAGGCGAUGGCAGAGGUGGAUGUCAGCCGGUGGGACGAGAGUACCUGUGGCUGCAAUCUUUGCCAACACCCCCACUGCUGGGAGACCCGCCACAGGAUCGCAAGGGGCCGUCCUCGCCUCCUGAGGGAGCAGCCCUCCCUGGGUCGGUUUCUCACGGAAAAUGAAGUGUCAUCCAGUCCCUUCAUUCUACCUGGAGUGGAGGAUGAACUUCCGACACUGACGAUCACAAACUUCCCCAGCUACUGCUUCCUGGCCAAGGGAGUCUCCCGCCCCACUUUCUCAGCCCUCAACCUCUUCAAGUCUCACCCUUUCUUUUCCUUCUUGAGUGAAAACUUGGAGCAGAACAAGCUUAACUACUAUUUGGAAGGCAGUUUAGAAGAUGUUCAUUUCCCAAAAUACAACUCUCCGAAGGAUUCCCUUGUCUUCUAUGCCCACCAGCAUGCCAUGCACCCUGCUGCCCAGUUAACAGUGCAGAGUCUGAAUGAGACAGCGCUCCCCAAGAGCUUGGAUACUGGGAAUCUGGUUGUUGUGUGGGUUCCAAAUGUGCAGCAAAAGAACCAGAAGCUGGGAAGCCAGAUGGCGUCAGACCUGAGCCAUGUCAGCCAGAAGCAAGUUUCAGAAAUGAAAUCCAGGAAACUCAUUUUGGGCCAAGAAUACAGAUGUGGAGAACUCUCUAAGAAUAAAAAGAAGUCCAAUAAAAGCCCCACUGGUGGCCAGCCGUAUCAAGUUCACUUCACACCGCACCACCUGACAGCAUCUCCCAAAACUUCCCCCUGUGGGGCAGUGAAGCUGGAUCCAUCAUUGGCUGGCUGGGCCCUCCCGCCCCUCUGUGGAACUCUGGCUUCAGGGUCUUUGGCUGGAGAAAGGAAAGCCAGGGCUCCCUGGAAGAUGAAGCUGGAGCCUCUGGGCAGGAUACUUGGAAAGCCGUUGAAGGAGCAUCCAGCCCAGCUGGAGGGCUGUAGAGGGGCUUUACUCAGACAGAAGGAGAAGAUGACUCUCUCUGGAUACAGAAUGACUCUACAGGAUCCCAAGGAGGAGCUUUGGACAUCUCUGAAGAGGAAGUCCAUGAUGGGGCAUCUCAUUUCCUUUGGUGACUCUCCGCAUCCUCCCCUGGGUGGGUCUGAUAGAUUCAAGUGCUCAUCUUGGAAAGGGAAGAAUCAACGUGGUGUCUGGGCCCGGCAGAUGACCAGGCAAGAAGAGGCCCAGAGGGCUCAAAGACCUAGCGAAUUGAAGAUGAGGAGCCUGAAUUUGCAGAUGGGGAAGGUCCGCCAGGCCCUACAGAGAGAUUGGGAAAUGACCAACCCUCCCCACUCACCUCUCACAACCUCUCCGACGCACAACAAGAUGUCAUCGGAACUGGAGGUGGACAAUGCCAUGCUGGCCAGCCCUGAACCAAGACAGGCUGAGCUGCCCUCCUGCAAUGAGACUGAGUCCUGAGUGCACUGUGUGGAGAACGUGGGAUUCAUGCCCUGGAGCUCCAGAGAGUAGGGGAGAGUCUCAUCUCACUCUGGGAUCCUGGCUCUCCCUUUUCCCACCUGGCUCCCCUUUAUCCCACCUGGCUCCCCAUACUCCCUCCUGGCUCCCCCUAGUUCCAACUAGCCCCUGGGCUUGCAGCCCGGAGGAGGGAGGGGCCCCUGAAUCUGGAACAGUUGAUGUUCCCUGGCCCCAGAGUCUUCACCAGGAAUGGCUGUUACAACUCUGUGGGAAUAAAAUGACUACUCAUCA
Messenger RNA from Ornithorhynchus anatinus (platypus), 1756 nucleotides. It is a transcript of the gene C4H9orf43, whose product is annotated as chromosome 4 C9orf43 homolog. The record is from RefSeq and is a predicted model, not a curated record. The transcript is spliced from 11 exons. Lineage: Eukaryota; Metazoa; Chordata; Mammalia; Monotremata; Ornithorhynchidae. The coding region runs from base 29 to 1468 and encodes 479 amino acids.